AUGGUAAAGCUUGCUUAUAUAUGCAACCUACUUAUAACCAGUUACAUUGACAUACUAAAACAACAAACCGGCAAAGAGGAUAUAGGUGUUGGGUCCGUGACGCCAACAUUGUUUGAUAUGUUUGGUGAAGAUUCGAGUCCAAAGGUGAAGAAGUUCAUGAAGUUCUUCUUGAACAAGUUCCAAGGAAACAAUAAAUCCAGUAGCGGCAGUUUUCUAGGGAAUGGUGGGGGUCUGGCUCAGGAAUUUCUCAAACAAAAGCUGGAAAAGAACUCAGACUAUGCAAAACCCGCAAUGGAAACAAAUAUUGGAAGGAAAGAAGAUGCAUAUGCCGGAUCAAACAAACGUGAUCUACCUGAAAAUGGCAUCUUGAUCAGUGGGUGCCAGACCCAUGAGACUUCAGCUGAUGCUACACCAGGUGGCAAGCUAGAUCAAGCAUAUGGGGCACUUAGCAGUGCAAUUCAAACAAUUAUUGAAGAAUCCGAUGGGAAUGUCAGCAAUCACAAACUCGUGACUGAGGCUAGGAGGUUGUUAAAGAAACAGGUGUUCACUCAACACCCGGGUCUGUACUUAGCUAUAAUAUUGUGAGCUUCAUAAGCAAGCGUUUGGUAUACUUUCAAGCUCUAAUUUGUGGUUUGAGUUCUUCUUGUACCUGUAUGUUUCUGUUUUAUUUUUAAUACAAACAGAGUUUGAAACCAAAGGGGCUGGCUCAGAAGUCUCCAAACUAAAGCUUAGUACUUCAUUGUAACUAUUUCCCUUUUCGAAUUCAAUAUUUGAACCUUUUGAUGUC
This is a messenger RNA of Erigeron canadensis, 787 nucleotides long. Its product is annotated as metacaspase-4-like. The transcript has 2 exons. Gene Ontology annotation, biological process: proteolysis. The record is from RefSeq and is a predicted model, not a curated record. The coding region runs from base 1 to 585 and encodes 194 amino acids. Lineage: Eukaryota; Viridiplantae; Streptophyta; Magnoliopsida; Asterales; Asteraceae. Gene Ontology annotation, molecular function: cysteine-type endopeptidase activity.